This is a messenger RNA of Hemibagrus wyckioides, 4622 nucleotides long. It is a transcript of the gene lgr6, whose product is annotated as leucine-rich repeat-containing G-protein coupled receptor 6. The transcript is spliced from 18 exons. Gene Ontology annotation, cellular component: membrane. Gene Ontology annotation, molecular function: protein-hormone receptor activity; protein binding; G protein-coupled receptor activity. Lineage: Eukaryota; Metazoa; Chordata; Actinopteri; Siluriformes; Bagridae. The record is from RefSeq and is a predicted model, not a curated record. Gene Ontology annotation, biological process: G protein-coupled receptor signaling pathway. Bases 322 to 3066 code for a protein of 914 amino acids.
AGGGAGAGAGACCUGCACUCCCUUCUCACUUGUUCAUUCUGGAUUUGGAGUGACAGAAUAAAUGUGCAGACACUCGGAGGGAAGGCUCAGAGUUACUCAGAUUUACUGCGUCUGCACACACACACACACACACUCACACACUCACACACACACACACUCACACACACAUGUACACACACUCAGAGAAUCACUCAGAGAAUCACACAGACACUGCUACAGUUCUACAGCCUCACUAACAAUUAAUAACAAUCAUACACUACUACGGAUUCCCAGACUUUUUAACACACACACACAGUCGCACACACACACAGACACACACUCAUGUUGCAGGAGCUGCUGUUGGUGUGUGUGGUGGGCAGCGUGGGUGCAGCCGUGGGCACGGGUGUGUGUCCUUCCGUGUGCUCGUGUCAACAGGAAGGAGCGUUGCUGAUCACAGACUGCUCCGAACUCGGACUAUCAUCCGUCCCUGAGGAUCUAAACCCUCUCACCUCUUACCUAGAUCUCAGCAUGAACAACAUCAGUGAAAUCCAACCCAACGCUUUCCACGACCUGCCCUUCCUCACCGAACUGCGUCUGUCUGGGAAUCAGCUCCGACACAUCAGUGGCUCCGCCCUCCGUGGUCUCACCGGCCUCAAAAUCCUGAUGCUGCAGAACAAUCAGCUGGAGAGACUGGAGAGUGAAGAUCCAUGGGAGCUGCCCAAUCUGCUUUCACUACGUCUGGACGCUAACCUCAUCGCAGACGUUCCCACUCAGGCGUUUUCAGGCAUGCGGUCUCUGCGCCACCUGUGGCUGGAUGACAAUGCGCUAACCGAAAUCCCAGUGAGCGCUCUCAGUGACCUUUCCACCCUGCAGGCCAUGACCCUCGCUCUCAACCGCAUCACACACAUCCCCGACUACGCCUUCAGGAACCUGUCCAACCUCGUUGUGCUGCAUCUUCAUAACAACCUAAUCCAGACUCUGGGAGAGAACUGCUUCGAGGGCUUGCGCAGUCUCGAGACUCUUGAGCUGAACUUCAACACUCUUCAGAAAUUUCCCGUGGCCAUCCGGACUCUGAACAAACUCCAGGAGCUGGGUUUCCACAACAAUAACAUCAGGGUGAUUCCUGAGAGAGCUUUUGUGGGGAACCCGCUGCUUCAGACCAUUCAUUUCUACGAGAAUCCAAUCCAGUUUGUUGGAAGAUCGGCUUUCCAGUUUUUACCGCAGCUGCACACUCUAUCUCUGAAUGGUGCCACUGAGAUACGGGAAUUCCCUGACCUGACAGGGACCACCAGCCUGCAAGUGCUCACUCUGACCCGAGCAGGUCUCACCGGUCUGCCACCUGAUCUCUGUCAACAGCUGCCCAAUCUCAGAGUGCUUGAGUUGUCUCAUAAUGCAGUGGAGGAUUUGCCCAGUUUUUACCGCUGUACUUCACUGGAAGAGAUUGGACUGCAGCACAAUCGGAUCAGGCGGAUCGAGCCGAACACCUUUCAGAAGCUCGUAUCCCUUCGAUCACUUGAUCUGAGUUGGAAUCAGAUUGAGAUGAUCCACCCUGAUGCCUUCAGCUCUCUCCACUCUCUGCUCAAACUUGAUCUGAGUGAUAACCGGUUAUCCCGAGUCCCACUGUCUGGCUUGAGCAGCCUCACUCACCUCAAACUGAGAGGAAACACACACCUGUCUCACUCCUUCAGAGAGGAAGAGCUGCCCAACAUCAGGGUAAUCGAGAUGCCGUAUGCCUAUCAGUGCUGCGUGUUUGGAGCGUGUAGUGGUUACAGAUCUGCCGCUCAGUGGGAGGAAACCCCGGCUACAGAGGAGGAGGAGCUUCAGAAAAGAGCGCUCGGCCUCGUCCCCAUUCACUCUGACUAUGAUCCCGAUCUGGAGGAAUUCCAGGCAGCAGUGGAAGAGUCCAAACUCCAGACGAGUGUCCAGUGCACUCCUGUCCCAGGUCCAUUUAAGCCAUGUGACGCGCUGUUCGACAGCUGGCUGGUGCGUUUAGGGAUGUGGCUCGUUACUCUCGUUUCUCUCCUGGCCAACGUUCUCCUUGUGCUCUCGGUCUUCGCCUCGCCCAGCUACCUCUCUCCUGUCAAGUUCGUCAUCGGCUCCAUCGGCGCUGCGAACCUGCUCACUGGGCUCUGUACAUGCGUGUUGGCGCUCAUCGACGCUCUGACCUUCGGCGAGUUCGCUUCGUACGGUGCACGCUGGGAAACGGGUGCCGGUUGCCAAACGACAGGGUUCAUCUCCGUAGCAGCAUCUGAAUCCUCCAUUCUGUUCCUGGUGCUUGCGGCGGUUCAGUGCAGCAUUUCCGUCUCGUUUGGGAAGUCUCCGUCUCACGGCAGCGUCCGAUGCGCUGCUGCGGUAUGCGUCACGCUGUCGCUGAUUUCCGCAAGCCUGCCACUGUUAGGUGUGGGCAAAUUUGGAACCACGCCCCUUUGUAUCCCAUCCCCUCUCCCAGAUGCCCCGCCCACCACCCUGGGCUUUAUGGUAGCUCUGAUUAUGAUGAACUCUCUCUGCUUCCUGCUCAUCACGAGCACUUAUAUCAAGCUCUACUGGGAUUUGAUGAAGGGGAACUUUGACAGCGUGUGGGACUGCGCCAUGAUCAAGCACGUGGCCUGGCUCAUUUUCACCAACUGCCUGCUUUAUUGCCCUGUUGCGUUCCUCACCUUCGCCUCCCUGCUCUCCCUCAUCCCCGUCAGCGAGGACGUGAUCAAGUCUGUCCUGCUACUGCUCCUCCCGCUGCCGGCAUGCGUCAACCCGCUGCUUUACCUCCUCUUCAACCCACAUUUCCGUGAGGACGUAAAGCUCCUCCUGAACCGAGCUCGCCUGGUGCAGGAUCGUGUUCUCGACUCCUUUGUCUCUGUGGAGAUGGAGAAGAGCUCGUGCGACUCCACCCAGGCACUGGUGCCGUACUGCUCCGAGGCAGACGCCAUGCUCGACGGCUCCGUGCCACUCGUGCCGUGCCAGCUUCAGACGACGAACAAAGAAAAUGACAAAAAGGAGGAAAAUGUCUGGAGCAAAAGGAUGGACAAUCAGAGAGGAAGCUCUCUCGUCUCUGCAGUUUAUCAGUCUUCACAUCCGGCAUGCCAUUCGUAAAUCCUGUUCGGACUUUCCUCAGAUAUCAGAACCCUUCCAACUAGGAGAAAGACAUUUCUCAUGGACUAAAUUCUAUUAUUGGUUGAAAACAGAGUAAAGAAAUAUGGACUCAAACUCUUGGACCCAAAAAGUUAUUCUAAAUGAAACGAAAAUGAAAUGCACACAAUGUCACACAAUAUUCCCUCAAAUCCAGAGGAUCAGCUGAGAUGUCUUUGCUGCCUGAUGUUUGGCUAAACUGGCAGCUAGACGUUUGUGUGUCUUCUUCACUACUUACUCAUCCUAACUGCAGCGCAAAUGAGCAAAGACACUAAACACUUCUGCACUACUGAAGCUUGUUUACCACAUUUAACUCAGAUUUCAAAAAAACGUUACUCAGAUUUAUCCAUCAAUAACAAUAACAUAAUUCCACUACACGAUUUUGACAAAACAUCACGCUAAUCCACCAAAAUGUCACGCUAAUCCACCAAAAAGUCACGCCAAUCUACCAAAUUGUCAUGCUAAUCCACCAAAACGUCACACUAACCCACCAAAACGUCAUGCUAAUGCACCAAAACAUCACGCUAAUCCACCAAAAUGUCACACUAUCCAACAAAACGUCACGCAAAUCCACCAAAACGUCACGCAAAUCCACCAAAACGUCAUGCUAAUCCACCAAAACGUCACACUAACCCACCAAAACGUCACGCUAAUCCACCAAAACGUCACGCUAAUCCACCAAAACGUCACGCUAAUCCACCAAAACGUCACGCAAAUCCAUCAAAACGUCACGCUAAUCCACCAAAACGUCACGCUAAUCCACCAAAACGUCACGCUAAUCCACCAAAACGUCACGCUAAUCCACCAAAACGUCACGCAAAUCCAUCAAAACGUCACGCUAAUCCACCAAAACGUCACGCUAAUCCACCAAAACGUCACGCAAAUCCAUCAAAACGUCACGCUAAUCCACCAAAACAUCACGCUAAUCCACCAAAACGUCACGCUAAUCCACCAAAACGUCACGCAAAUCCACCAAAACGUCAUGCUAAUCCACCAAAACGUCACACUAACCCACCAAAACGUCACGCUAAACCACCAAAACGUCACACUAAUCCACCAAAACGUCACGCUAAUCCACCAAAACGUCACGCUAAUCCACCAAAACGUCACGCAAAUCCACCAAAACGUCACGCUAAUCCACCAAAACGUCACGCUAAUCCACCAAAACGUCACGCUAAUCCACCAAAACAUCACGCAAAUCCACCAAAACGUCACGCUAAUCCAUCAAAACGUCACGCUAAUCCACCAAAACAUCACGCAAAUCCACCAAAACGUCACGCUAAUCCAUCAAAAUGUCAUGGAAUGCUGACAGAACAUCACGCAAAUCCACCAAAACAUCACGCAAUGUGAACAAAAUGCCACACAAAUCUGAACAAACGUCAGGCAAUUCCAACAAAACAUCACGCAAUGUGAACAAAAUAUCACACAAAUCCGACAAAAACGUCACAAAAAUCCAACAGAACCGUCACACUAAACCAACAAAACCUUAUGCAAAUCCGACAAACAUCAGGCAAUUCCGA